Cornus florida is the source of this 983-nucleotide messenger RNA. Its product is annotated as ras-related protein RABA6b. Gene Ontology annotation, cellular component: endosome. Gene Ontology annotation, molecular function: GTP binding; GTPase activity. The record is from RefSeq and is a predicted model, not a curated record. The coding region runs from base 148 to 819 and encodes 223 amino acids. NCBI's taxonomy places the organism in Eukaryota, Viridiplantae, Streptophyta, Magnoliopsida, Cornales, Cornaceae. The transcript has 3 exons.
GAACAACCAUCAUGUCUUUUUCAAUGUUUUCACAUGCGACCACUCAAUACCUCCAUUACCAAUACAAAAUGAGCCUUGUGAACUUGGAUUACAUUUAUAUAUGUGACUGUGACAUGAUACCAUAACUUACUUCUCUAGCUCUAGGCCAUGGCUGAUUCUUUUGAGGAUGAGUGUGAUUACCUCUUUAAGGCUGUCCUAAUCGGAGACUCGGCCGUCGGGAAAUCGAAUCUUCUGUCGAGGUUUGCCCGGGAUGAAUUUCUCUUGGACUCAAAACCAACCAUCGGUGUCGAAUUCGCUUACCGGAAUAUUAAGGUGGGUGAUAAGAUUGUCAAGGCACAGAUAUGGGACACUGCAGGACAAGAAAGAUUUAGAGCCAUAACAAGUUCAUACUACCGUGGGGCAUUGGGGGCCUUACUAGUUUACGACAUAACUCGUAGGGCAACAUUUGAGAAUCUGAAGAAAUGGUUGCAUGAGCUGAGAGAGUUUGGCAGUCCAGACAUGGUGAUUGUUCUUGUCGGCAACAAAUCGGAUUUGAGUCAAUCCAGACAGGUUGCUAUAGAAGAUGGCCAAAGCCUAGCACAGCUUGAAGGCCUGUGUUUCAUGGAAACAUCUGCCAAAGAGAAUCUGAAUGUGGAAGAGGCUUAUCUUCAGAUGAUUACAAGAAUUCAUGAAAUCACAAGCCAAAAGUGUCUGGAAGCGAAGAGUACUAAUAGUAAUGGUCAAAAUUCUUCUUCUUCAACAGUACUACACGGCGGAAAACUGAUCAUCAACGUUGAUGAAGUUUCUGCUACUAAACAAAUAAGUUGUUGUUCAACCUGAAUUGAUUAGUAUCGAGAGCUAAUUGUCUGAUUUUUUUUUUAGUAUAUAUACCUACUCGCAUCAAUCUCUAAGUUUUUGAUAUGUAUAUCCAAAUUUUCAGUUUUGAGACUCAGCUAGAAAUUUAUUUUACAGGUAUGAAUUUUGAUGUGUUGAAGGUAAGUCCA